AAUUACACGCUAUGCCUCGCAAAACCGACUCUGACAGCGAAGAGGAAGUCAAGAAGAGCACCCUGAAGACGAAACGCGCCAGCAAGGCCGACGUUGACGCGGAGGAGGACGCGAAUGAAGGAGAGAAUGUCUCAGGAGGAGACGAUGAGGACGCGAAUGAAGGAGAGAAUGUCUCAGGAGGAGACGAUGAGGACGAUGAACCGGAGUACGAGAUUGAAGCAAUUUUGGACGCGAAACAAGGCGUGUUUGAGCAAGCGAAAGUGGGCUAUUUUGUCAAGUGGAAAGGUUAUCCUCAAGAGGAUAACAGCUGGGUCAGGGAGGAAGACGCUGGAAACGCGCAGGAUCUUAUCGACGCUUUCUGGAAGACACACAAGGCGAAACUACCAAAAUCCAGCGCCAGUGCAAGUGCAAAGCCAAAGGUCACUAAGAGUCGCAAGAGUGCAGCCAGGUCCGAGAUUUCAGACGAUGAAGGAACCCAAUCUUCUGCAGUGCCAAAGAAGCGCGGCCGCGGACGACCAAGCUUGAAAAAGACUUCGGUCGAGGAAGACGAGGAGAGGGCACCGAAGAAGCCGAGGCAGUCAAACGGAUCAACCAAAGCCAAGGCAAAGGCGCCUUCUACUGUCGAUACGGAGGAGGAGGAGGACGUGCCGACGAUCGAACCUAGCAAGGAGAAGAAGUGGAAAGAGAGGGAGAAUUGGGAGAACUCGAUCGAGCGCGUAGACACCGUCGAGAGGGACGAUGACGGGAACCUUUGGGUGUUCUUUCGACUCAAAAAGGUGGCCGAGAAUUGCAAGGAAAGAACGACAGUGUGCUAUCAAAAAUUCCCAAACAAGAUGUUUGCAUUUUAUGAAGGCAAUCUUCGCUGGAGAGAGACGGAGGAAGAGGCUUGAGUAACAAGAGGUUAUCAAUUCUCUUAUUGCUCCGAUUUUCUAUAUUGACCUGUCUCGAACUCGUGGUCGGUUGGUCACCGUCCAUCCGGCCUCUUAUUUGAUUGUCGUAUGUCCAUCUAUGAGAUUUAUCUUGCUCUCCGUGUGCUGUUC
Molecule: messenger RNA, 1040 nt
Organism: Stereum hirsutum FP-91666 SS1
Lineage: Eukaryota; Fungi; Basidiomycota; Agaricomycetes; Russulales; Stereaceae
Exons: 5
Coding region: 12-890 (292 amino acids)
Biological process (GO): chromatin organization; negative regulation of transcription by RNA polymerase II
Cellular component (GO): nucleus; pericentric heterochromatin
Molecular function (GO): chromatin binding
Source: RefSeq, a predicted model, not a curated record